Fundulus heteroclitus (mummichog) is the source of this 1039-nucleotide messenger RNA. Its product is annotated as interferon-induced protein 44. The record is from RefSeq and is a predicted model, not a curated record. The transcript is spliced from 9 exons. Lineage: Eukaryota; Metazoa; Chordata; Actinopteri; Cyprinodontiformes; Fundulidae. Bases 25 to 918 code for a protein of 297 amino acids.
ACUGCUGUUCAGGUAACGAAAGCUAUGGGAAAGUCUUUCUCUAAAUCAGCAGACAUGCCUUGUGAGUCAUGUGAACAAGUCAGGCCAGCAGUUUUUAGUAAACCAUGGAGGACAAUAAAAUGGGGAGACAACGAGGCUGAUCUUAAGUAUGUGAAAAACUACGAAAUGCAGUUUAAAGGUCGGGAGCUCCGGAUUCUUCUAUUAGGACAUGAAAGCGCUGGAAAGUCCAGUUUCAUCAACUCAGUCCAGACUGUCCUAACAGGCCGCAUUUACGCACUAGCUUCAGCAGAUUGCUCCUCUGACAAGAUGUUUACAAAAGAGUACAAAACCUACAAAGUGCGCAACGAGUACAGUUCAUUCUACCCGUUUGUCUUUUGUGACAUCAUGGGUCUGGGUGAUGGAGGAGGAGUCUUAGAGGAGGAUGUCAAAAUGGUCUUAAGGGGACAUGUAAAGGAAGGUUACAAGUUUGAUCCUGCGGCACCGCUGGAUGAGGAUAAUGAAUUCUAUAAGCGCAAUCCAAAUCCCAGCGACAAGGUUCAUGUUGUUGUCUACGUAUUUGCUGCAGACAAAUUAAACAUAAGUGAAGAAGUUGUACAGAAGAUUAGGAGCAUCAGAAUGGACGCCAGCAGCCUGAACAUUGCUCAGAUUGCUGUUCUCACCAAAAUCGAUCAACUCUGUCCUGAGAUGAAAGAGGACUUAAGGAAUGUCUACGUGCUUCAACAACUAAAAGAAAAGAUGGAGAAAUUCAGUGCCGCUGUGGGUAUUCCCAUGAAUUGCAUCUUCCCUGUGAAGAACUACCAUGAAGAAAUCGACAUGAAAAAGGACAUGAACACACUGAUCUUCAGCGCCCUGAGGCACAUCAUCCACUGUGGAGACGACUGCAACACCCUCCGCCACAGUCACAACGAAACUUUGUGAAGCACAUUUGUUUUAAUUCAACGUACGUCCCGAUACAAUGGUUGAAUACUUUGCAAAUGGUUAAACCGUCAACUUUUAAACUGUACAAUGUUUCUCAGAUAUACCACAUGUAUCCACAUUG